This is a messenger RNA of Apus apus (common swift), 2052 nucleotides long. RefSeq lists its product as uncharacterized. The transcript has 2 exons. The record is from RefSeq and is a predicted model, not a curated record. Bases 1126 to 2052 code for a protein of 308 amino acids. Lineage: Eukaryota; Metazoa; Chordata; Aves; Apodiformes; Apodidae.
UCUAGUUCAUGCUAAUACCACUGUAGCCACCCACCAGCACCCACCAUCGAGCCCAGGCAUUUCCCCACCCUAGGAACCACCCAGGGGCCACUGCAGCAGUGAGGCAGGGCCAGCACCCCAGGAUGGUCGCUGUAGGAUCUCUGGGGGUCUCCUGGCCACCCCUGCUUCCUGUCACUAAACAGGGGCAUCCGGCAGCUGCAACAGAGGCCCUGGGACCAUGGUCCUGAGGAUGCUGGCUGGGUUGGACCAAAGGGGCCAGCCACUGAGGCAAGGCUGGAUGGGGUUGCAAGUUGGGGUUCAGGGUGGGGAGCCAUCCCCCUGCCUGGAGAGCUUAGCCUGCAGGGAGCAGCUCUGCCCAUUGGCAUGGAAAAGGGAAGGCAGCCCUGUGCCCUGGAUGGGAGUCCCGUUGGCUCAUUGGAGUCCCAUCACAGUUUGGCUGUGCUGCUGCCCAUCCCAGGCACUCUGCAGCACCCCUGCCCUUGGUGGCACAGCACGCUGCCUGCCGCCAGAACCUUCCCCACCCUCUCCAUCUGCCCCAUGAUAAGGGUCUUGCUGCCAUCCCAGGCUGGUACCCCAGUCCAUGCCCACACUGCCUGCUGUGUGCUGCAGCUCCAGGACACAGGGCAUGGGCUGGCAGGGAUCAUGGGACCCCCAUAUUGGGCAGCAGUUGGGGCCAUGUUGUGUCUGGUGCAGGGGCUGAAGCACAGUGCUUACUUAGCAGGGCAACAUGUGCUAGUGGUACUGCAGGAACCCCUGGGAGACCAGGGCACAGCUCCCCAUGCAGCCCCUGCUCAGCCCCCCGCCUGCCCCCCCGGCUUGGGGGCCUCGGCCCUGGCUCUGCUGCCUGGAGGCAAUUCAGGCCCCAUGCCUGGUUUCCAUGGCAACUCCAGAUGAAAUUACAUUAAAAAUAAAUGAAACCAGCAGCUUUUCUGGUAUGGCAAGAACGGGUGAAGGUAGAGGGGCUGGAAAAGGCAGGGGAGAGCUUGGUGGGAGGGAGCUGUGAGGCAGAUGAAGUCCUACAUGGGGUCCCAGUGCUGAGGGGGCCCAGCAGGGUUCUGGGCAUGCAGGAACUUCCCUGCUGUGGCACCCAGUGUUGGCAAUCCUGGGUCGCUUGGUGCUGGGCUCAUGUGUGUGCUGCGCUGGGGGACCAGCACCCCUAGCUGGUGGGGUAGUACUGGGGUUCUCCCACUGCUUUUGUGGGGUGAGUGCCAGGGACAGGGGGACCAUCCAGACCCUCGGACAGCAGGCAUGGCCACGGCCAGAAUCUCUCUGAGUCAGCCAGCACACAAGGCACUCAGCCCAGGAGCCCCCAGCCGCUGCCUCCAAGAAAAGGUGAGACACACCACCGUUAAAAAUAUCACUUCUGUUUUAUUUGGAAUUUGUUACUCUGCGUGGCUGACAGGGUAUAAAUACAUUCUCCAACAAAUAUCCUCACCCUCAGCUCUGCCCAGGGGCAGGGGCAGGGGCGUGGGCAGGGGGUGUGCUGCCCCAGGCAGUAGGGCCAGCCGGCCGGUGCGUCACGGCCGCCAGCGCAGGCAGCGUCUGCCAGCCGGACCGUCUUGCACAGAGACGAGGUAUGGUGUCCCCACCAGGACCCCUGCCUUCUCCUGCCUCUCCAGGCCCUGGGUGCCAGCGCCCGCUGUAGGGGGGCUGAGAAUGGGGUGCCCCGCAUGGGUUCCCAGGCAAGCUCUUUCUGCAGACCUGGCUGCACCAAAGCCCCUUGAGCCCCACUACCUGCAGCUGCGUGUGGUUCAGUGGCUGCCAGCAGCCCAGCAGGUGUCCCAGCCCUGGGGCAGCUGCUCCCAGCUCCAUGCAGGCUACACCACCCCCAGUGGCCCUGCUCGAGCAGCCCCUGCCCAUGUGUCUAGCCAGGCCAGAGCUGGGAUCACCCUGCGACCAGGGAAAGGCCCUGGUGAGAGGGAGGUGGGAAGCCAAAUCACUGCUAGUGCCCCCUGCUCACGCUGCUCCUGCCAGCCCCGCAGCACUGCCCACCCCUGCCUUGGGCUGGCUCUGCUUUCAGGCAGCUGUGCAGGCAGGGCAGGCACAGUGUGA